UAUUACACACAUAAUAAUAAGUGCAUUGUUGUCUAUAAAUAUCAUAUGAUGUAUUUAGGACUUGCGAAUGUAAAUUGAAAUACUUGAUGGAGUUUUGGUUUCGUAACUUAUUUUCUUAUGCUUGUUUUUGUUGUUUGCUUGCGUGCUUUCAACAUGGAUCACAUGCAGCCCUCGUAAAUAAUGAUUUUGAACACUUAAUCGGGAAAAAACAGAGCAGCUGCGAUUUCUACAACGGCAGUUGGGUUUACGAUGAAGCGUAUCCUCUAUACGACACCUCCAUCUGUCCUUUCAUCGAGAAACAAUUCGAUUGUCAGGGAAACGGACGGUCCGAUAAAUCGUACCUCAAGUACAAAUGGAAGCCAGCAUCUUGUGACUUGCCAAGAUUUAAUGGAAAGGAGAUGUUGAAGAGAUACAGAGGGAAGAAGAUAAUGUUUGUAGGGGACUCUCUGAGCGUGAACCAGUGGCAGUCUUUGACAUGCAUGCUGCAUGCUGCUGUGCCCAAAUCCAAGUACAGUCUUGUGAAUAAUGGAAACAGCCUCUUCACGUUUACAAUCAAGGAUUAUUCGAUUUCAAUAAUGCUGUACCGCACUCCAUUUUUAGUGGAUAUCGUAAAUGAUGAUAAAUUGGGUAGAGUUUUAAAGCUCGACUCUAUUCAAAACGGUAAUGCAUGGAAAGGGGCUGACAUGCUCAUCUUCAACACAUGGCACUGGUGGCUUCACACGGGCACCAAGCAAUCGUGGGAUUAUAUACAGCUAGGAGACAAAAUAUAUAAAGAUAUGGAUCGUAUAGCUGCUUUCACUCAAGGACUCAAGACAUGGUCUAAUUGGGUUGCCACUAACGUCAAUCCAGCUACAACCAAGGUCUUUUUCCAGGGCAUUUCCCCAACUCAUUAUAAUGCGAGAGAGUGGAACGGAACGGGGUCAUCGAAUUGUAAAGGAGAAACUGAACCAAUAAGUGGUUCGAUAUAUCCAGGCGGAUCAGAGCCAGGGGUGGCAGUGGUGAAGCAAGUAGUGAGCAAUAUGUCGACGACAGUGGGCUUGCUGGACGUGACAAGACUCUCGCAGUUGAGAAAAGAUGGGCAUCCUUCAGUUUAUGGAGUGGAUGGGUCUCAGGGAAAUGAUUGUAGCCAUUGGUGUCUAGCGGGUGUCCCUGAUACUUGGAACCAGAUCUUGUAUGCAACGCUUGUUGCUUCACAUACUCAUUCACUUGAAUAAUUGGAAAACGAAUAGUGCCCUCAACCAAAUUCCACCAUGUAUUCGUUCCGUUUAUCAAUUCCAUAUAUCUUGUUUGAGUUAUCAACUGCAUUAGCAGCGUUUGUUUCACAGAUACGUCUCUAGUCAUAGAAAUUAAGCUGCGUACAUGUUACCCUUACCAGAUCACAAAAUCUUGCUUCUGAGGGAAAUAGGCCGCUUAUGUUCAUGAAAAUGUAUGGUUAGGAUUUGUUGCCAAAAUUCAGUUUCGUCUAAA
Molecule: messenger RNA, 1467 nt
Organism: Daucus carota subsp. sativus
Lineage: Eukaryota; Viridiplantae; Streptophyta; Magnoliopsida; Apiales; Apiaceae
Product: protein trichome birefringence-like 41
Exons: 5
Coding region: 87-1214 (375 amino acids)
Cellular component (GO): Golgi apparatus
Molecular function (GO): O-acetyltransferase activity
Source: RefSeq, a predicted model, not a curated record